UUAUACUUAUAGUUUCAUGUUCAAGGUAUGGGUGCAACACUCACUGUAGGAGACAACAUGGGAAUCACACUACACGGGAUUUGCGCCGAACGUUGCCCUAACCUCAAAGCCACCCGAUUCCGAAGCCAAAAUCCUGCCAACGAGUCUCGACGACAAAGACGAAGAACAAGUUCAAGUGAAUCGACGACGAAGAACCCGAAGUUCAAAGUCCCGUACUGUCUUCUCCGUCCAGGCGAUCCAAAACCCUAAACCCAUUGUCUCUUCCUACCAAAACUCCGAUACGUAUCCAGGAGAGAGCGAGCUGUUCUCGCUGCAACACUUCCUCACCCAAACCCACCACCUUCUUCUACUGUCGGCGCAUCAUCACCUGGUUCUUUACUUCUCUCAUUCUUCCUUUCCUUUCCGUUCCUUGUCCUUCUCUUUUUCAAUUGAUCGAUGCCAUUUAUUUAUUUAUUUAUUAUUUUAGGCGGCUGAAGAAGGAUACUUUAAAAUAAAAUUAAAUUUGGAAUUCUAUGUUUGAGAUUGAGUUUGAUUUACUAAUAAAUUAUGUAACAAAUUAAGUGAUUAUUUUUUUCUGCUUCCUGCCUGGUGUAAUUUCAGGUUUGAAUUCCCCUUUCUAAUUUUUGCCCUGUUAGUUCACAUUUUUCUUAACUUUCAAUCACAUUAUCAACUACUUGUUAGGUCACCACAAUGAUAAUUAUAAUUUUUGUGUGUUGUGGAUGUGCUCUUUGCUUUAUAUUUUGUGGACCUCCAAUGGAUCAUUCGUUCCACUUGAUUUUGAGAUGACACCGUUUUUUACAAGUUUAGUCAGUGAUGGUUAUCUGAAAACUAUGUAAACGACAAUUGAGAGGUGAAUGUCACCAGUCCUAGUCGUAUAUGCCUUCUAGAUGGUUUAUGUGGUCAUCCGUGACCUUUGUGUAACAAAUGUCAAGGAUGUCAUAGUGGCACAUCACCUAGUUAAUUAAUUUAGUACUGUAAAGAGUGUGAAAGGAAGACUUUGAAGAGGACUUUCUGAUUUGGUUUUCUUUUUUCUUUAUGUGGUCUGCCAAUCCAGUAAGUCAAUAACUAUCCUAUGAGUUUCCUGAAUUAAUAUUGAACAAAAAACUGAGAAACAUACACAAACAACAUAUGAGUAAAUCAUCAAAGAAAUAUGGUUUUUGCCAUAGUUCUUUUCUUUUAUUUUAUGAUUUCCAUGUUAACAAUAAUCUCCUAUGCAGUAGAAUUACACACCAUAACUACAACUCAAUUUCUUACUGAUGGGCAAACCAUGGUCUCUUCAGAUAGAACAUUUGAACUGGGAUUUUUCAGCCCCUCCAGUAGUACUUCCAGGAAUCGAUACUUGGGAAUAUGGUACAAAAAGAUAUCUGACGGGACUGUGGUAUGGGUUGCCAACAGAGAUACUCCACUUACUGAUGCAUCAGGAGGUGUUGUAAAGCUCACUGAUGGAGGAAUUCUCGUGCUUGUCAACACUACAAACAGCAUCUUGUGGUCUUCUUCAAAUUCAUCAUCAAAUAACAACACAGUGAACCCAGUUGCACAGCUUUUGGAUUCGGGUAAUCUUGUUGUCAAAGAUGCAAAUGAUGUGAAUUUCCUAUGGCAGAGUUUUGAUUAUCCAUGUGACACUGUGUUGCCGGGCAUGAAGCUUGGAAAGAACCUAGUAACCGGAAUUGAUCGGCGUCUAUGGUCAUGGAAGUCCAGUGAUGACCCCUCUAAAGGUGAGUAUUCUCAUGGACUUGAUCUUCGUGGAUUCCCACAAUUGGUCCUCCUGAAAGGUUCAGUUGUGCGAUCCCGUGCUGGACCAUGGAAUGGUCUUGGUUUGAGUGGCGUGGUGGGUUUACAGGCAAACAGCAUCUACACAUACCGUUUUGUUUUUGAUCAGCAGGAAGUGUAUUUUAAAUAUGAGCUUAUUAAUAGCUCGGUUUUCUCACGGCGGGUUUUGAAUCAGAAUGGAAUUAUACAGCGCUUAAUAUGGAAUUAUAAAACACAGGAUUGGACAGUUUACGCGAAUUCACCAGCAGAUAACUGUGAUUUUUAUGGGCUGUGUCAGGGCUAUGGUCGCUGCAGCAUUGGUAAUUCCCCGGUAUGUGGGUGUCUUGAUAAAUUUAUGCCAAGAUACCCAAAAGAUUGGGACACAGCAGAUUGGUCAGGUGGGUGUGUUCGAAGAACGCCCUUGGAUUGCCACAAUGGCUCAUCAAAUGGAUUUCUCAAGUAUUCCGGUGUUAAAUUGCCUGACACGCGGUAUUCCUGGUUUAAUAGGAGCAUGACCCUCAAGGAAUGCGAAAAGGUAUGCUUGAAAAACUGUUCUUGUAUGGCUUAUGCAAAUAUAGACAUAAGAGAAGGAGGAAGUGGCUGCUUGCUCUGGUUUGAUGACCUGAUUGAUAUUAGGGAAAUCCUUGAAAGUGGGCAAGAUAUGUACGUAAGACUGGCCUCCUCUGAGUUAGAGAGUCCAGAGACACAUAGCAGCUCCCAUGUAGAGGGACGAUGGAAGAUUAUAGUCAUUCCUAUAUUACUUACAGGAGUGGUACUCCUAGGCCUAUUCCUUCUCUUGUAUUUCAUAAGGAGGAGGAAGCUGAAGAGAGAAGGUAUGGAAACUAAGAAUGAAGACAUCGAGUUACCAUUUUUUGAUCUGGACACUAUUGCAAAUGCCACUAAGAACUUCUCUUGCACAAAUAUGAUCGGAGAGGGUGGUUUUGGUCUUGUUUAUAAGGGUAAGCUAAAAACGGGACAAGAAAUAGCAGUCAAGAGGCUUUCAAAUAAUUCUGGACAAGGUCUACAAGAGUUAAAAAAUGAAGUUAUGUUGAUAUCCAAACUUCAACACCGGAAUCUUGUUAGGCUAUUGGGCUGUUGCGAUGAAGGAGAAGAGAGGAUGCUAAUAUACGAGUACAUGCCGAACAAAAGCUUGGACUAUUUUAUUUUUGAUCAGAAUAGAAGACUAGAACUUCCAUGGCAAAAGCGAUUUGAAAUUGCUAUGGGAAUAUCAAGGGGACUUCUCUACCUUCACCAGGACUCAAGAUUAAAAAUCAUUCAUAGGGAUCUCAAAGCCAGCAACAUUUUACUAGAUGAUGAACUAAGCCCCAAAAUUUCAGACUUUGGGAUAGCAAGAAGUUUUGGGAGAGAUCAAAUUGAAGACAAAACAAAGCGAGUAAUCGGAACAUAUGGUUACAUGUCGCCGGAGUAUGCCAUUGAUGGGAACUUUUCAGUAAAAUCUGAUGUAUUUAGUUUAGGUGUGCUUUUACUGGAGAUAGUGAGUGGCAAGAAGAAUUGGAGAUUUCAUCAUCCUGAUCACCAUCAUUCCCUUUUGGGACAUGCUUGGUUGCUGUGGAAUGAACAAAAAUCCCUGGAACUAGUGGAUACAUAUUUGGAAAAUUCAUACAUUGAAUCUCAAGUACUAAGAUAUAUUCAAGUGGGUCUACUAUGUGUUCAGAAACUGCCUAAAGACAGACCAACCAUGUCAUCAGUAGUGUUCAUGUUGGGUAAUGAGGGAGUGGCAUUGCCUGAACCCAAACAGCCUGGUUUCUUUGUAGAAAGUUCUAUGGAUGCAGAGACAUCAACAAGUGAGAGAAGUCAUACUGGAAAUGAAUUGACAAUAACAAUAAUGGAAGCCAGAUAGAAGUUGCGCCUAUUUCAUACUGUUGUACUGAUGGAGUUGAUGCAUAUCAAGAAAUGGAAGAUUGUAAUGUAUAUACAUGGAUUGUUUUAUUGUUUAAAUCAAUGUUCUUGAAAAGUUAGCUUUGACUGCUAUUCACCCAUUGUAAAGAAUUGGAUAAUGAGAAGUGGUUGGGGUUAGCAUAUUCUCACA
This is a messenger RNA of Cornus florida, 3799 nucleotides long. RefSeq names its product G-type lectin S-receptor-like serine/threonine-protein kinase At4g27290. Gene Ontology annotation, biological process: recognition of pollen; protein phosphorylation. Gene Ontology annotation, molecular function: ATP binding; protein serine/threonine kinase activity. Bases 1151 to 3610 code for a protein of 819 amino acids. Lineage: Eukaryota; Viridiplantae; Streptophyta; Magnoliopsida; Cornales; Cornaceae. The record is from RefSeq and is a predicted model, not a curated record. The transcript has 7 exons.